GGUCGAAAAGAAGCGACGAUAAGUUUCGAAACUAAAAUUCAGUGGUCAGUUUCCAACGACGUGUCGUUCACAUCCAAAAAACGUAAACGACAUUAAUCUGCUCCCCCUUCUCUUCUUUUAUCAGAAAGCCAAGGGAGCAACGCUUUGCAAACUGCUUCUCGACAUGAUGCGCACGUUAGCAGCUCAGCUCAACACUUAUCUGUCCCGAAGCAAAUGGCCAAAUGCUCAAUCUCGCAAUUUCUCAGUUUUCAACAGAAGCAGAGAUGAGCUCUCCAUUGAAGAGGAAGCUGAAAGGAAGAUUGGAUGGUUACUGAAAUUCUUCUUUGCUGGGACUGCUACUUUUGUUGCAUACCAGUUCUUUCCAUACAUGGGAGAUAAUUUGGUGCAGCAAUCAAUUACGCUCUUGCAAGUCAAGGAUCCCUUCUUUAAAAGAACUGGUGCUUCUAGAUUAGCCCGUUUUGCGGUUGAUGAUGAAAGAAGGAAGAAAAUUCUGGAGUUGGGUGGGGCGCAGGAGUUGGUAAACAUGUUGGAGAAUGCUAAAGAAGACAACACUCGGAUAGCAGCUCUAAAAGCUCUUGUUGCACUUUCACACUCAGAUGAGGCUGUUGGAGCAUUGCACCAUGCUGGGGCUAUUUCAAUCAUUAAGUCUACCCCAGAUUCUUUGGAGGAAUCAGAAAUAAAUAAUUACAAAUCCGGCCUGCUAAAGAGAUUCCAAGACCUGAGAUAUGGUAGUUGAUAUUAUGUGGUUAAGGUAUAAUCCUUAUGAUUAUAAUCUGGUAGUAGGGACAGAUCAAGGAGUCAUGUUAGCAUGUUAUGAUGAUCUCUAUUUCACAAAGAGAGGUUUUUGACCAUUGUAAUAAAAACAAGUUCAAAUUUUGCUUUAUGCAAUUGGCUUCUUUCUCCGAAGAAGUUCUCUUUUAUUUUUC
This is a messenger RNA of Manihot esculenta (cassava), 926 nucleotides long. RefSeq lists its product as uncharacterized. The transcript has 6 exons. The coding region runs from base 164 to 736 and encodes 190 amino acids. The record is from RefSeq and is a predicted model, not a curated record. NCBI's taxonomy places the organism in Eukaryota, Viridiplantae, Streptophyta, Magnoliopsida, Malpighiales, Euphorbiaceae.